Molecule: messenger RNA, 549 nt
Organism: Acaromyces ingoldii
Lineage: Eukaryota; Fungi; Basidiomycota; Exobasidiomycetes; Exobasidiales; Cryptobasidiaceae
Exons: 3
Biological process (GO): fungal-type cell wall polysaccharide metabolic process
Cellular component (GO): fungal-type cell wall
Source: RefSeq, a predicted model, not a curated record
GGCUUCAAUGAGCCCGACUUUACGGGCGAUGGUAGCAGCGGUCCCAUCUCGCCCCCGGAGGCCGCCAAAGCAUGGGAACAGUGGAUUGCCCCCCACAAGCGCGCCGGAUCCGUCCUCCUCUCACCUAGCUGCGCUCUCCAGCAAAACGAAAAGUGGAUGGGGCCAUUCCUCAAAGCUGUCACGACGCAACCCGACUACAUCAAUGUUCACAUUUUCAAGGACAAGGCUGAAAAGAUCAAAGAGACGCUCAACCACUUCCGAAGGUACGGCAAGAAGAUGUGGAUCACUGAGCUCGCCUGCACCAACUACGAAAAUGGCCAGCACAAACGUUGCAGCCAGGACGAGACCAACGAUUUUCUCAAUGGUGUUGUCGAGAUUCUUGAGAACGACCCCGACGUAUUUGCCUACUCUUGGUCAGACGCCGACAACGGUGAAUCGUGCAAGCUCACCCAGGGCGACGAUGGGGGAGCACUGACCAAGACUGGGCAGCUGCUCAAGGCCGCCUAUUCACGUUUCGGCCACAACAAACGCGACCUCCCCAACAACUGA